UCAGUUGACUAUUCAGACUACCUUUUGCGCUCUGUUGCUGCACUUCACAAGUUUCUGACCAGAGAACAGACGACAAAAUGGCAAUAAAAAAGCUCUUGUUCAUUUUUGCAUUAAUUCAAAUCGGAAAAGUAUCGAACGCUUCGGUUCGACAGAUUGGACGUUGGAUUGAGUCACCCAGAUUAACAAACUGGGGAGAUUGGAAGGCAGAACAAAUGUGCCCACCGAACUCGUGGGUAUCGGCAAUGAAUCUAAAAAUCGAGCCGAACCAAGGUGAAGGUGACGACUCUGCACUAAAUGGCAUCAGACUCACAUGUACCAGCAUGGAUGGACGCGACACGGCCGACAUUACAAGUGGUGAAGGACCAUGGGGAUUUUAUCGUGGUAAAAAGUUUUGCAGCAGCGGUUUCGCCACUGGAUUUCAACUACGUUCUGAACCUGAUCUCGGAAGUGGAGAUGAUGGAGCGGCUUCUGAUCUGAUGCUGGUGUGCGCUAACGUUGACGGUACUACUUCGAAAGUUGUUGGUGGCGGAGUUCUUACAUUCGGACACUAUACAGCACAGCAAAUGUGCCCGCGAGACACAGCUAUGUGUGGAAUUCGAACUCAAAUUGAACGCGAACAGGGCAAAGGAGAUGAUUCAGCUUUGAACAAUGUAGAUUUCGCUUGUUGUCCGUACGCUUUGGACCUGUCAGUGUAUGUCAGAAGACCUGCAAUGUAAUGAGUUUUAUCCUUUACAACAUGUAAAUCUAAAGAUUGAAAAUAAAUGAAU
Bradysia coprophila is the source of this 767-nucleotide messenger RNA. Its product is annotated as vitelline membrane outer layer protein 1-like. The record is from RefSeq and is a predicted model, not a curated record. Lineage: Eukaryota; Metazoa; Arthropoda; Insecta; Diptera; Sciaridae.